AUGGCGGUAUACGAUACUGAGCUAGCAACUAGCUACAAGGAUGAGGGGAAUAAGUUUCUAAAGCAACAGGAUUUUCAGAGAGCUAAUGAAUUAUACACUAAAGCAAUCGAAACAGAUCCAACCCAGUCCAUUUUCUAUUCAAACAGAGCUUUGGCUAAUUUGAAAUUAGAUAAUUUUAUGAAUGCAUUAAAUGACUGUACAAAUGCUAUAGAAUUAAAUUCCAGUAAUUUGAAGGCGUACCACAGACGUGGACUGGCAAACAUUGGUCUCCUAAAUUUUAAAAGCGCUAGAAAUGAUUUCAACAUUGUCCUCAAAUAUAAACCGAAUGAUAUCAUUGCAAAAAAUGGGUUUGAUACUUGUGAAAAAGUUAUUAGAGAAGAACGUUUCAAGAAAGCUAUUGGCGGAAGUGAUGAAAAAACCGGUGGAGCCACUAUUUGUCAAAGCACCAGCUUAAGUUCAUUCGACGCAAAUGCUGACUUAUCCAAGUACGCUGGACCUGAAUUGGAAUUCAAACAAUUGACAAACGAGAAGGGUGAAAAUUCUGGGAUCGAAGUUAUAAAUAUGUCACAAUCCUUCAUUUCAUCUCUCGUCAAUGAUGUCUUUUUAAAAGGCAAGAAUUUGCCAAAAAAGUAUGCUGCUGCUAUUAUUUCGCAUUGUGAAAGAUUGUUUCGUAAUGAGCCAACAUUGGUAGAAAUAUCAAAUGUUACAAAUCCUAAUACUAAAAUAUCCGUUUGUGGGGACACCCAUGGUCAGUUUUAUGACGUUUUGAAUAUCUUUAAAAGAUUCGGUAAAGUUAGCGAGAAUCAUACCUACUUAUUUAAUGGUGAUUUUGUUGAUCGUGGUUCGUGGUCAUGCGAGGUUGCUAUCCUCUUUUACUGUUUGAAAAUCCUAUUUCCAAACAAUCUUUUCAUUAAUAGAGGUAACCAUGAAACGGAUAAUAUGAACAAAGUAUAUGGAUUUGAAGAUGAGUGCAACUAUAAAUAUUCCAAGCGCAUAUUCCAAAUGUUUUCCCAAUCUUUUGAAAGUUUACCAUUAGCAACUUUAAUUAACAACGAUUAUCUUGUAAUGCAUGGUGGGUUACCUAGUGACACCUCCUUAACAGUAGAAGACAUCAAGUCUAUUGAUAGAUUCAAACAACCCCCAAGAGAUGGCUUAUUCAUGGAAUUGUUAUGGUCUGAUCCACAAGCUAAAGAUGGCUUUGGUCCUUCCCAAAGAGGGCUAGGUUUCGCAUUUGGUUCUGAUAUUACUGCUCAAUUUAUUGAAAAAAAUAAUUUACGUAAAAUUUUCAGAUCACAUGAAGUUAGAAUGAAUGGUUAUGAAUUCGAACAUAACAAGAAGUUAAUAACAGUUUUUAGUGCUCCAAAUUACUGUGACUCACAAGGUAAUUUAGGUAGUAUUAUCCAUGUUGUCCCAAAUAAUGGUGAAAUAAACGUGAACGAUAAUGAUGAUGAAAACUUGAUAAUAGAAACUUUUGAUUCCGUCAGCCACCCUGAUAUCAAACCAAUGGCUUAUUCGAAUGGUGGUUUCGGUUUCUAA
Molecule: messenger RNA, 1536 nt
Organism: Kazachstania africana CBS 2517
Lineage: Eukaryota; Fungi; Ascomycota; Saccharomycetes; Saccharomycetales; Saccharomycetaceae
Gene: PPT1
Product: protein serine/threonine phosphatase
Exons: 1
Coding region: 1-1536 (511 amino acids)
Cellular component (GO): nucleus; cytosol
Molecular function (GO): protein binding; protein serine/threonine phosphatase activity
Source: RefSeq, a predicted model, not a curated record